AUGGCCAAACACCUCAUGGAUCGAGUGGGCUUUUCGGCCGUCAUGCCCAGCAGAAGUGCCUCCAUCUUCAUCAACAACACGCAGCUGUCUGACACCGGGACGUACCAGUGCCUGGUCAACAACUUCCCUGAUGGAGGAGGCCGCAACAUUGGAGUUGUUGGACUCACUGUCCUGGUCCCCCCCUCGGCGCCGGCGUGUGGGAUUCAGGGCAGCCUGGACGUGGGCAGUGACAUCACAUUGUUCUGCAGCUCAGACGAAGGCAUCCCCACUCCCUCCUACUCCUGGGAGAGGGUGGACACACUGCCCAAACUGCCCCACAACGCCAUGCAAGACCAGAUGCAGGGAACCGUGACUCUGAGAAAUAUCAGCACCAGCACCUCAGGGCAGUACCAGUGCAUCUCCAGCAACACCAUCGGCAAAAGUACCUGUGUGCUCAACGUGCAGGUCGUGGCCCCUCAGCCUCAGAGUGUGGGUCUAAUCGCAGGAACCAUUGCUACUGGGAUCCUGGCCAUCAUCAUCUGUGCUCUGUUAGUGGUGGUCACAUUGUUUUACUGGAGAAACAAGAACAAAUAUGAAGAGGAUGAGAUUCCCAAUGAAAUCAGAGAGGACGACCUGCCUCCAAAGAGGUCUUCUUCAGUGAAGGCGUUUCACGCUGACGCUUCAUCCUCUGAAAACGACACUCUAACUUCCACCAACACCUACAACAGCCGCUACUGGCACAACCCUAAACCCAACUAUGACACCAACUCAUACACACGCUACAACGGAGACACAAGGCAGACUUUCUCCACCGCCACGGCUGCCACGGCAACACACGAGCCGCAUGCCCAUGGGACAAAUUCCCACGGGACACAUGCAGGACACGGGACACAUGCAGGACACGGGACACAUGCAGGACACGGGACACAUGUUGGACACGGGACACAUGCAGCACACGGGACACAUGGAGCUAAUGCAGGACAUGGAACUCAUGCUGGACAUGGGGGCCACGGGACGCAUCCUGGACACGGGACACACGGGGCACAUGGACAUGGAGCUCAUCACGGGGCUCAUGGAGCGACUCAGAGUGCAGCACACAGCCACAGCUCUGCAGCGGCUGCCCCUGGCUCAGCGCCUCUGUCCCGACACGCACAGCCCACUCAGAGCUCCACAGCCUUUGCGAACGGUAGCCACACGCUGCCGCCGCCUAAGACCCUGGUGGUCACCACAAACUCUGCCCCCUCCCCUCCUGCCAUCCGUAGUAACGGCUCUGUGAGCCUGAAGCCUGCGGUCACGUCCACACAUGGGCAGCACACGCACUCGUACGCUGUGAGCCAGGCCACACUGGAGCGCAUGGGGGCAGUGCCAGUCAUGGUGCCCGCGCAGAGCAGAGCAGGCUCCCUGGUCUGA
This is a messenger RNA of Knipowitschia caucasica, 1389 nucleotides long. NCBI's taxonomy places the organism in Eukaryota, Metazoa, Chordata, Actinopteri, Gobiiformes, Gobiidae. The record is from the annotation of a GenBank genome assembly.